Thunnus maccoyii (southern bluefin tuna) is the source of this 5109-nucleotide messenger RNA. RefSeq names its product dapper homolog 3-like. The coding region runs from base 480 to 2549 and encodes 689 amino acids. The record is from RefSeq and is a predicted model, not a curated record. Lineage: Eukaryota; Metazoa; Chordata; Actinopteri; Scombriformes; Scombridae. Gene Ontology annotation, cellular component: cytoplasm. The transcript is spliced from 4 exons. Gene Ontology annotation, biological process: negative regulation of canonical Wnt signaling pathway.
CAUAGCCUGUUGUGGAUGACUUCCCCAAAACACGGGAAACUUUGUAUUUGUUGUUUAAUGUUAAUGUUCAUAUCCCUGUUUUUUUUUUGUUUGUUUUGUUGUUGUUUUUUUUUUACCAUAAUUUCCUAAAGGCGCAUUUCUUGGUCAUUGAAGUCUCUACCACACAGUAAAUGCAUCAUCUGCUACAGCGAGUCUACUGAGGGCUCGGUGGAUUGUGGGUGUCUAGCAGAGCCAACAAAAGGCUGCAUGCCUGCAUAAGCUCCACCAACAGCUGUCCAAGUGAGACAGCACAGCAGAGCGCAGGCUAGAGGAGGGGAAUGGGUCCGAGUCCGACAGCGGUGAGUUCAGCAGCUGAAGCCUACAUCCGAUGCCGCUCCAUUGUAGGUAUCCUGAGAAUAAGACGAGUCAAUCGAAGCAUAAACGGAUUCAUUUAGCCUCACAUUGCUGGGAAACAGUGAAGAAGAAAAUUGGAGGGCAGGAUGUCUUUGCAAGAGCUAGGCUCUUUUGGAGUCAUGUUCCCCUCGUUCUCUCUGCCCAUGAAAGCUGAACGCAGUCGGAAUAAGGAGCGGCUGGAGGCCAGCCUGGCUGGCCUGUGUGAGCUGGAGCUGCUCAAACAGAGGCAGGAAUCCCGGGUGCUGAACGCUCUCUGCCUCGGGGACUCCCCGAUUCCCGGGCGCCAGGCUUGGGGAGCUUUACGGGCACGUUGCGCCCCGGACGCACCAAACAGCGACGCGUCGGAUGACUACGGCCUCAGGCUCCAUACUACCAGUCUCCAGUGUACUCCCUGGGGUAUAAUGGCAUCUUUAGAGCAGCAGGUGGCACAGCUGACAGUCAACGCUGAGGUCAAAUCAGCAGAUUCUCCUGCCAGCCUGGACGACAGCCGACUCAGUUCAGGAGAGGUAGCCAAGCAAGAUGGAUCUCCUGAAUCAAAUUACAACAUAGUGGUCCCUUGUUCCCUCUCAGCCCUUGAAGGGACAGUGGAGACAGAGACAGGAGAAACAUGGCUGGCAGAUGCAACAAGGCGGGCCACGGUUACAGAUGCUUUGGGGGAGAUGAGGGAUGUUGACCCCAGUCAAGACGAUCAUCAACAAUCCCAAAAGGUGGAGACUUAUAUAUUUGGAUUGAUCCAGCGCAGAGCCCUACCAUCACGACCAUCAAAGCCCCGCACCAGCCUGGCACAUGAUGCCCGAGCUGUCAGUGUGGUGAGGCAGAGUAGCUUAUGCCGCAAAGAGGAGAAACAUUCACCGAAGCAAGUGUCUGUUCAAGAAAUCUCUACUCUGUCCCAGUGCUCAGAGGGAACUGCUCCACAGGCUUGCCAUAACCUGGAUCAGGAACGUUACACAGGGACAGGGUUUCCUGAAGAUGCGCCACCUCCUUACCACCACCACCUCCAGCAAAGUGUUCAGCAUCAACCAGGGCUGUACCACAAGCCCAGGCAGGCCUCCAUGAUUAACACCUCUCGCUCAACCUCGCUAGACUAUCCAUCUAGCAGAGUUCUACAAACCCACCCAGACUCCAGCAGUAGUGAGCCUGAUUCACCCCAACAUUUCGCCAACUACCCUUCCCCUCCAGCUCUAUCAAAGCCUCACCAACUACCUUCACCUGAUGAGCAGCUGGUCAAUGCAGAGUAUAUACCAGCCCAGCCAUGCCGAGCCUCCACCAGAGCUUAUGCCCAUCACCAUUCCAACCCCCACAAGGGCUCUGGGGCACCCAAACCCAACCGAAGCACAUAUUCUCCAGAGAGAGGCCAUCAUCAUCAAGAGCAGCAACCCACUGCAUCUCAGAUCCAACCCUCCAGAUCUCGAGGGGGCCCCAAGAAAUGUCGCUCCAAUGAAGACAAAAAUGGUGCCAGUAAGAAGCAGGGGAAGAGGGCUUGUCGGUCUCAAUCAGAGAAUAGCCUGCAAAGGGUUCCAGAGCGCAAGUACAAUACAGUAGAGAGGGAUGGUGGAGGAAGUGGAAGUGGUGGAAGGGGAAGCCGCAGUAGUCAGUCCAGGAGCAAGAAGCAACAGCAAGGAAGUGGAAGCUACCGGCGCUGGCAGUCCACCCUGGAGCUCAGUCAAGACGAGGCUGACCAGCCACCCACGCAGGCACCCAUACACAGCUCUUCAGCUUCAAACCAAAGGGACCAUUGUGCAAGGCGCACACGCAAAUCUCGCCCUACACACACAUCAUAUGCCUACCCACACCACAACCUUAACCACCACCACUCCCACCAUCAUCAGCACAUGGAGUACCAUUUGGAGAGGGACCAAGUGCCAAUGUGUCAGCCUAGCGAGGGCUACCCUCACCCAGGACAUGGGGAGUCUGAGUCCAGCAUGAGUGAGGCUGACUCUCCAGAUUCCAGCUCUUUGUCCAGUGACUCAGAUGAAAGUGGAGGUCUGGUUUGGCCCCAGCAACUACCCCCACAACUUUCCCUCCCAUCACCCCCUGCCCCACCUGGAGCACCUCUGCAGCCCAAGGCAUUUGUCAAGAUUAAGGCCUCCCAUGCCCUUAAGAAGAAGAUCCUGCGCUUUCGCACUGGUUCACUGAAAGUAAUGACCACUGUAUAAAGUGGAAUAUUGGUCAAACUGAACCCAACAAUAUUGGAUAGCAUGAGUUUGUGGCCACUAUGAGACCCCUUUUGUUUAUGCUUUCCUUCAAGGAAUAUCAGCUGCUUAGUUUUGGACUACGUAGAAUGAUGGACCACAAACUGCAGUAAAUAUAAAAAUCAAUGUGUACAUAAAAGUGAUCUAUAAUCUUGAGUGACUGCAUUGACUGGAUGGAUUUAGCUCAGCCUUAACAAGCAAUGAAGGAAGCAGCUGUCACCAAACCAGCCUUUUUAUUUCAAAAAUGAGAUGAAAAAUUGUACAGGAAGUGUUGUAUUGUACUUAAAGUCUUACAUUGAUGACUCAUGUUUUGUCUAAGGGUACUCUAAAUUGGCCACAUUGGCCCAUAAAUAUUCCCACAGGCACACACCCACUGAUUGACCUGAAAUUGUCUUUCAGGUCACAUAUAGUACCAAUUCAGUUUUCAAGUGAAUGGGAAGGUGUGUCCAAACUUUUUACUGGUACUGUAGCUGUUUUCCACGACGGUAAGAAUCCCUAAGGUCUAGGUUCUAGGUUCUUCCUUGUUUUCCGCUACGUUUUACAAACCAGAAUAUUUUGGAUAUACGUCAAAAGGUACCAGUGUCGCACAUGGGAACAACAUUACAAACAUCAUAAUUUUUAUGCACUUGUUGGUAGGCAAGUGUGGUGAGUGCAGUUCAGUUCUGGGACAAACAACUGUAGAAAAAGUGGGGCUAAUAUAUUAACAUUUACAUUUACCUAUGAUGACUUUUAAAUGUCAGUAUCAUUAAAUGAAUUUAAUGGAAGAGCCCUACUUUUAGUAGAAGGUCAACAGAACUGGUACCAAACCAGCUCCCACAUGCUGACCAGCUCUCCAGUGCCAGGUGUAGCCCUUGGGACAGGCUAGCUUCCCUGAAGGGCACACUGGCAGCUCUUUCUCUGGCCCAUACCAUCAAAAUCCCUCCUGCUGCUCUGUUCUCUCCUGAUUCAGAAGACAGGGAGGUGAUGCUGAAGAAUCCAGUGAAAUUCAAGAAACAAUAAAUUAUAGGGAUGUAGCAUUUGAUCACUCUGCCCCGCUACCUGUAGUUAGUGGAAAAAAUACCUACUGGAAAUGUCACAUGAUUUUGGAAAUACCAAUGCUACCUGAAUUAUUGGGAAACAUAAUUAAACUUUUAACAUGCCCCCCAAUAGUACUAAAUCUACACUUUACAUUUGCAUAAGAAGGCAACAAAACACAUGUUGGGUAUUCUGAAUCAUGAGUAUUGUCUGUAUAUUGAAAUAAACUUCUUUGCAGUGAUCAUUUUAACACACGCCCUCUAUUAUUAAUUGCUGUGUUUGUACCAAACCAGCUGUUGCAUUCCUUCCCGCUGAAAGUACCUGGAACUUGGAUUGAGUACCUUCUCCCUAGGAGUUCCCAAAUUUAGGCUCAGGAACUUGCACCAAAGUGGGGGGAGUACAGUGAAAACAAAAGCAGAACCCCUGAAAAUAGCUACCAUAAGCUGCAGGUCAUUACAGUCCUGUAGUGGAAAAGACCUAAUAGUGAACUGUAUUUCAUCAGUUUGAGUUCUGAAUAAUCCCCAAAAUAUCCGCCUUUGUAAUGUUAUAACUGAAAACAUGAAUUUUUUUAUCGAAGUGUCCUUCACUUGGCAACCCACGCCAAGUGAAACUUUGCAGAUUAGUAAAAAGCAGCCUAAUAUGUAGUUUUAAAAGUAUGAGAGAGUUGCCAUGCCCCAUUCAAAAGAAGGACCCCUUUGCCUCCAAGUUUACCAUGUCAGUUUAUCUCCUAUUUAAAACAUUCUUCAAUACUCUGCAUAUUGGGAACUUAUUGUUGAAAAAAGUAGCCUAUGAUACUGAGACAAGCCACAGUUUCCUUAUAGUUGGACUGUGAAAUCGUCUUGUGUUGCCGAAAUGGUGCAUAGUCAUCAUUAUGUAAUUGUAACGUCCUACUGUAAUUAAAUGGGAGGAUAACUUAAGACAGACAACCAAACAUUAAUACUUGCUACAUGUUUUUGUGUUGUCAGUAGAAGUAAACAUAUCUGUCAGACAUGGGGAAAUGUGACCACAGUAAAUAAAAUGAGUAGUUGUUAAGGAGUGGAUUGUCAGUACAGUACAAAGUGCUUGUGAGACAUUAUGUCUGGAAUUUGUGGUUGAGAUAGUAAAUCUCAUUGGAGAAAGAACUGACUUUCAGCAGAAAAGAAGUCUGUAAAUCUUUACUGUAGCAGCAAAUGCAAUCCAGCAAGUUACCGUAGUAGCAUGAUUUAAACCAUCUUUUAAAAGUUUUUGUGAGAUUGAAUGUCACAUUCACAAAGAGUAUUCUUGAAGGACCUUGAAUAAAAUAUUAAGUAGCAAAUUACAGUUUCUACUGUUGGGUAAAGUUGACAGUAGGCUACUUGCAGACUAAUAAAAAUUUGCCUGCCCAGAGAAUGUAAUUAAUGUUACAAUGUCACUUUGAGUGUUUGACAGUAUUAUCAUUUAAAGUGCACUAGUCAACUCACUAUUAGCUUCUUUUUGUAUGAAAUGUGUUCACCAAAAUGCAGUGUAUGAAAUUAAAGUGUUUGUUUUAAAC